GAUUGAUUCUCCGAAGGUGGUUGUCGCCGUUCCUUUACUUUUUCUUGACAAGUGCUGGACGUGCUUUGCUUUUUGGUCUGAUAUAUACAUACCUAUCUUACCACCUUCUUCACUCUCCUUGGGGAUUCCCAUUUAACGUCUAUCCUUGAUAUCGAUCUGGAGUUGAUCUCCUGUAUACUUUUCCCACUCCUUACCAUAUUUAUAUACCCUUCUCUCAUUCAAACGAGAUACCUGCAAUAUGCAGCUCCUCUCAACACUCCUUCCCAUCCUGGGCCUGUCCCUAUCCCUCUCUCUCCCCACCACAGCCUACGUACUGCAAGACGACUACGGCACCUCAAACGCCUUCUUCGACCAGUUCACCUUCUUCACAGACACCGACCCCACCCACGGGUUCGUGAAGUACAUUGACCGCGGCGCCGCCCAGAACGCCGGCCUGGUCUCCGCCGACGGCGGGUCCGUCUACAUGGGCGUGGAUUUCAAGAACCAAGCCAGCGGGGGGCGCCAGAGCGUGCGCAUCUCUAGUAACAAGAGCUACAACCAUGGCUUGUUCAUCUUGGACUUGCAGCAUAUGCCGGGUGGGAUUUGCGGGACGUGGCCUGCUUACUGGCUCCUCGGCCCCAACUGGCCCAACAACGGCGAAAUCGACAUAAUCGAAGGCGUGCACGAGCAAACCACAAACCUCAUGGCCGCCCACACCUCCGACGGCUGCACAAUUGCCAACACAGGCUUCUCCGGCGCCCUCCAAUCAAGCAACUGCUACGUCUCAGCCCCCAACCAAGCCAGCAACGUCGGCUGCAGCAUCUCCGCCGGGUCCGCGCAGACCUACGGCGCGGGGUUCAACGGCGGCGGUGGCGGCGUCUACGCGACGGAGUGGACGGGCUCCGCGAUCAGUAUCUGGUUUUGGCCGCGCAAUGCGAUCCCGGGGGAUGUUUCGGCGGGGAAUCCCAAUCCGGCGGGGUGGGGGACGCCUGUUGCUAGGUUUGCGGGCGGGUGUGAUGUUGAUGCGAAGUUUAGGGAUAUGCAGAUUGUCUUCGACACAACCUUCUGCGGCGACUGGGCCGGCUCCGUGUGGAACUCGGGAUCGUGCGCCUCUAAGGCAGGCUCUUGCACGGAUUUCGUCGCUAAUAACCCUGGUGCUUUCCGUGAUGCGUAUUGGCGGAUUAAUUCGUUGAAGGUUUAUCGACAGUGAUAUAGAUCAUUUUUGGGUUUAGUAUGCGCCGGGGG
Aspergillus candidus is the source of this 1224-nucleotide messenger RNA. Its product is annotated as glycoside hydrolase family 16 protein. The record is from RefSeq and is a predicted model, not a curated record. Gene Ontology annotation, molecular function: hydrolase activity, hydrolyzing O-glycosyl compounds. Gene Ontology annotation, biological process: glucan catabolic process. The coding region runs from base 239 to 1189 and encodes 316 amino acids. The transcript is spliced from 3 exons. NCBI's taxonomy places the organism in Eukaryota, Fungi, Ascomycota, Eurotiomycetes, Eurotiales, Aspergillaceae.